AUGCCGUCCACCAACGAGAUCGCCAUCGCCGUAGGCAUCAUUGCCAUCCUCGCCAUCGUCGCCUACCUGGCCGGCAACAAGAAGGCUCCGGAGGGUCCCGUCCUCGACCAGGUCGAGUGGCGCCCCUUCAAGCUCGUCAAGAAGACGCCUCUCUCCCACAACACGGCUCGCUACCGCUUCGGCCUCCCCAAGGAGACUGAUGCCCUUGGCCUCCCCAUCGGCCAGCACAUUUCGAUCCAGGCCAACAUCAACGGCAAGAAUGUCAUGCGCUCGUACACCCCCACCUCGCUCGACGAUGACAAGGGACACUUCGAGCUGGUAGUCAAGACUAGGUGGACUGCCCACCAGACCUACGAGAAGGGCAACAUCUCGAAGCACCUUGCCGACCUCAAGGUCGGUGAGUCUAUCAUGGUCAAGGGCCCCAAGGGCAAGUUUGUCUACACCGAGGACCUUGCCCCCCACCUCCUCAUGAUCGCUGGUGGUACCGGUAUCACCCCCAUGUUCCAGAUUAUCAAGAGCUCGCUCAAGAACCCCGACGACAAGACCCAGCUCCGCCUUAUCUACGCCAACGUCAACGAGGACGACAUUCUCCUCCUUCCCGAGCUCAAGGCUCUCGAGGCCGGCUCGAACGGCCGUCUCGUCGUUUACCACGCCCUUAACAACCCCCCUGCCAACUGGACCCAGGGUGUCGGCUUUGUCUCGCAGGCCAUGAUCGAGAUGCACGCCCACGACGCUGGUGUCCAGGGCGGCGGCAAGGUCCUCCUCUGCGGCCCCCCUCCCAUGAUGGGCGCCAUGAAGGCCCACCUCGCCACCAUGGGCUACCCUGCCCCCCGCACCGUCUCCAAGCUCGAGGACCAGAUCUUCCUCUUCUAA
Molecule: messenger RNA, 873 nt
Organism: Apiotrichum porosum
Lineage: Eukaryota; Fungi; Basidiomycota; Tremellomycetes; Trichosporonales; Trichosporonaceae
Gene: CBR1
Product: NADH-cytochrome b5 reductase
Exons: 7
Coding region: 1-873 (290 amino acids)
Molecular function (GO): oxidoreductase activity
Source: RefSeq, a predicted model, not a curated record